AAGGAAAAUUGCACAUUGGGAUAUCGUACUUUGUUUUUAUCGCCAUUUUGGAUGUUGAAUGAAAUGAUUCAGCUUGGAAAAGAAGAUGAAUUAAUGUCAGAUCGUAAUAUAAAUUUGAUGUCACCUUGACAGGAUAUUUCAAAAGUGUUCUUUGUACAAUAGAGUGCAAUUAGAAAGCAAGGCAUAAUGGCAAAUGCCAAAAUGAAGCCUAAAUUCAAAGCGGUUACACCUAAGUUGAAACUUUUCCGUGCGAAUGAUCCACAGCUGAGCGUUUUUAUGUGGGGAAUAAAUUAUACGAUUACAGGGUUGGAACAUGUCAAGGUACCAGUUAUGCUCAUGCCUGAUGAUUUUAAGGCCUUUAGUAAAGUGAAAGUAGACAACCACAUGUUUAAUAAAGAUAUAAUGCCUAGUCAUUAUAAGGUCAAAGAAUAUUGCCCUCUUGUGUUCAGAAAUUUACGUGAAAGAUUUGAUAUAGAUGAUCAUGAUUAUAUGAAUUCAUUGACCAACAAACAACCAGUUGAGAUUGAUUCUCCAGGGAGGAGUGGUGCCAGGAUGUUUAUGUCUCAUGAUAAAAAAUACUUUAUAAAAAGUCUAGUCACUGAGGAAGUGGAACAAAUGCAUCACAUACUUAAACAAUAUCAUCAGUACAUAGUAGAAGUUCAUGCCCAGACAUUAUUACCACAUUAUCUUGGAAUGUACAGAAUUACAGUUAAUGAUGUAGAACAUUAUUUAAUUAUUAUGAGAAAUGUAUUCAGUCCAAGGUUAACAAUUCACAAAAAAUAUGAUUUGAAGGGGUCAACUGUGGACAGACAUGCAAGUGAUAAAGAAAAGUCUAAAGACUUACCUACAUAUAAAGACAAUGAUUUUAUCCGAGAUGAAGCUGUGUUAUUCCUGGGUAAAGAUCUAAAAGAGAAACUAAUGGCAACUAUUACCAAGGAUGCAGAGUUUUUGGCAAGCUUACAUUUAAUGGACUACAGCUUAAUAGUAGGGAUACAUGACUGUGAUAAAGCUGAUAUGGAGUCUGCUGAAAUGGUGCAGAGGGCCAAGGAAGGAGAAGAGGAUAGCAACGAGGAAGAAAAUGGCUAUGAUGAUGACCAAAAUGGCAUGGGAGGGGUACCUACACCACCAGACAGUCCACAAUUAAUACAAGCACCAUUUAAUGGCGACAUUGAUAAUACUAUUGAGAGAUUUGCUAUGAAAUGCAGUGAUGAUUGUCCUAGAAGAGAGAUUUACUUCUUAGCAAUGAUUGACAUUUUGACAAAAUAUGGAGUGAAAAAGCGUACAGCACAAGCUGCAAAGACAAUGAAACAUGGUGCAAAUGCUGAAAUAUCUACAGUGAAACCUGAACAAUAUGCACGAAGAUUCUUGGACUUUGUCAGCAAGUGCAUUGAAUGACCACCUAUACCUAAACAUGUUUUAUCUUAUUGUAUACACAUAUUCAUAUAUUUAUUUGGUAAGGAUAAUGUCAGAUUACAAAACAAGGGACCAUCUGUCUAGUAAUAAGCUGAAAAACAAGAACAAAUUUUUGAAAAAAAAUGCAUUCAAUGUUUUGUGACCUUAUGUGACUGCAGUUUUUGUUUAAAUGACCUUUGAACUUACUGUCAAUUACUUUAUGUCACAUUAAAAUUUAUAAGCACAAUUUUAUCAUGGAAUUUAAGGUCACUGAUAUUUAUCUUUUAAUACAAUCUCUUGACUUAUACGUUUUCCUUUUGUUUUGUAUUUAUUUUCUGAGGAUAAAUUCAGUAAUUUGUAAUCUUGCAUUAUUCAUACAGAUAUCAUUUGCUUAUAGAUUAAACAAUUGAUUUUUUUAUCAUGGAAAUUUCAACUGAAUAACUGAAGACAGAUUUAUAUAGGUAUACACAGUUGUUGUAAUAUGAUAUUGUUCUUCAAAUGAUUUUUUAUGAAUCCCUAAAAUAAAAAUUAUAAAUUUGACAAUUGAUGAUGGCAAAUAUUAAAUGUAUUAUUUAGCAUACUAAUUAUGUGAGAUUGUCCCACAAUAAUGGAUGCUUAUAUGGUACAAACCUUUUAAAUAAUCAUCUCUCAUAUGCAAAUGACCACCAGGACUUCAUGAUAACUUCAUAAUCAAUGUUUUUGUAGUGCCUUUCCUGCAUAAGGUGUAUGUUGAAAUUUGCAUUCAAAGCUCUUGAGUUUGUUUAAAAGGGAUUAUUUUGCAAUGUACAAGUUUCAGUUGAAAUUUCUAUUGUAUUUUGUGUGAUUAUUACCAAGACAGAGGAAAACAUAAGACCCAUGUAUCAUUAAAAAACAUAAGACCCAUGUAUCAUUAAAAAACAUAAGACCCAUGUAUCAAUAAAAAAAAAUAGAAAGAGAGAAACAGGGUUUACAUAAAUAGAUAGAUAAUAAAUAUAUAUUGUUAUAGACAAUUAAAAAAUGGAGAUUAUAAUUUAUUCAAUUUAUUCUUUGAAAAUUCUUUGAGGUGAAACAUGUUAAUUGCUUUAAACUUGGUCCAGUGUGGUAUCUCAUACUUCUCAAGUUCUAAAAAAAAGUUUACUCUAAUUAAAUUUUAGCUUCUAUAUAGCAUAUUGAAUCCAUUGUCUGUCUUUAGAAAUUUGGAAGAAAUCCACAUGACCGCUAUACCUAAACUUUCAUCAAGAAGACCUAUUUUCUUUCUUUUCAUUCUUUAGCUUUGCUUUAUUGUGAUUAUGGUCAGUAAAUCCAUAUUUGAAAUUAAAGCUAGAAAUAGGGGCCAUAUUGAGGCAUUAUCGUAACCUAAAUUUGACCUAUGGUACUCUAUAAAGAGUUAAAUACCUGUUUGGUAUAGAAGCAUUCAGACAAGUACCUGAUUUUAAUACUGUAAAUUCAGAAAUUAUUGCGUGCAUUUAUUAUUGCGAUUUUGUUAUUUUAGACUUAAAUGCUAUUUUAAUGUUUACGAUUUUGAGAAAUCCUAUUAAAUUCAUAUAAAAUAAUUCAAAAUGCGAGUUUAAAUUAUUGCGUUUACAACUCGGUCGCAGUUUUCGCAAUAAUAAAAACCUCGCAUUAAUUUCAGAAUUUACAGUAAAUAAUUUCAAACUCAGUAUCUUUUGAUAUUUAAAAGAGGACACAAGGAUUGGAAAGAAAAUUUAUGAAGUAAUGAAUUAGUUUUUCCUUUGUAUUUAAAACAGAUGACUAAACCAUAGUGUUGCCACUAAAUACUUGUGUAUAGUUUGUACAUAUUUGUCCUGCUUUUAGUUUUCCAGGUGUAUGUUGUAAUUGCAUACAUUUCUUAUCUCUGUGAUUUAACAAAUGGUAUGGCUUCCCAUAGCUGAUUAAACACUCUGCUUUCAAAAUUUGUCUCCAUCUGUCAUCUAUAAUUCUUUUACCACAGUUUUUAAUAAAACUUUCAAAAUAUUUAUAUCCUAAUGACAUUGUGUAUCUCAUUUUUUUUCUAAACUGUUUUUUAAGAAGUGUAUCGUUUAAAAUUAUGUACUCUGUCAAUUUGACAUAUGAGAGAUAGUCAUCCCAAAUAACAAGUCACAAACCGGUUAAUUAAGUUCAGGGUUAGACAUCUUCCACGAAAAGAAUUUCUUUCUAUGGUAUACAUUGUAUUCACAGUUGAAUGAGAUAAGGGUUUAUUUUGAAUUAUUGCUCAUAUCUUGCUCUUUUGUACUCCAUAGUCCAUAUACAUCUGGUUAUUUUCCUUGUAUUAUUUAGAUAGAUAAAUUGUUAUUGAGCUUCCUUUUUGAUGUAGCAUUGCAAUGUUUGGAAGUUCAAAUACCAAUUUACACUGGUCAGUAGCAAUGGCUGCUACAAUUUUGUUUGAGAUUCCAUAGUAGAAAGGAAGUCAUAAAAAACAGGGUAUACAUUACAUACAUUUUGGAAUUUAUAUUGUUCAUUCUUUAAAGCUAUUUGUCAUGAGUAAAUAGAAAAUAAAUUUUAGUAUUAUAAAUGCCUUUACAUAUAUUUAUAUAUGUUUAUUUAUGAAUAAAAUUGGGGUUAUCUAAAUUAUAAAUUAUAAAUCUAUACAUGUAAUAUAUCUAUAUAUUUUUCCGUUUAUAAUUAUUGGAGGUUUUUCAGAUUAAUAUAACAGAACAAAAUUAUUCAAAUAGGAACUUCAUUAACAGGAUUUUUAUUUUAAAUUUUAUAAAAUAUCAUUGCAACUCAUAAGUUUAUCAGGAACUCUUUUUCAAGGUAACAAUUAAAAUAAUAUGAUAAAUAAACACAAAUAAUAAGUAAGAAGUUUUUUAUUUAUCUUAUUGUUAGUUAUUGGGGGCCAUAUUUAGAAACUUAAGGACGAAGACAACAGAGACUAGACUGUACAAAAUAUACAAAUGUGGUGCCUUGGAGUAUCUUUUUGUUUUGUUUACUUGUUAAUUAUUCCAUGAUUAAAUGUUAUUUAUUACCCAGUUUAUCAUUAACACAAUCAAAAUCUGUAGUUAUAGAUUAGUACAUUCCUGUCUAUGUGGUAUUUUUUGUUUGUAGUCUCUUAUAGUUGGAUAUAAGAAUUGUAAAGUAGUUUUUUUUCAAAUAAAUAGGUUAGAUGUAGAUGGGCAUUAAAGGUGCAAAAUUUAACUUCAGUACUUUUUCAAAAGAUGAAAUGAAUAUUUUAUGAUUAAAAUUAAAGAUUAAUAAAUAUAAUGUUCAAAGCAAAAAAGUACAAAGGUAUAUAUGUAUUUAACAAGAUUUUACCAAAGCAUGUUCAGUUCACCCGUUCAUAUCAACCAUUCUUAUAGAGUAGCGGAUGCAGCAAGGUACAAACGCUUAAACUUUAUUUUAAUCAUAGGUAAUUAUUGCAAACUUUCAUUUUUGGGAUUUUAUUUUAAGAUAAAGUAGGAGUAUAGCUUUUGAAUGACAGUGUUUUGCACCAUUGGAACUGAUCAAUAUCCUUCAAUAUUAAAUAUUUUCACAUGAAAAUAUUAUAGAAAUUUCGUUUUGUACAUGUAACUUGAAAGCUAGAGUCUACAGAUAGUAAAAUUAAGUGCAUUUUAUUAAAAAAAAACUAAAACCAAGAAGCAUUUACUAAUUGUCAGUAAUUAUCUAGGAAAAUGAACUAACAUUUCUGAUAAACAAACAGAAGCAAGUACAAGGUAAAAGAAUAAUGUGAAAGUGGAAGUUUCGAGUUGUUCCAUUAACCCAUCUUAAGCCCAAGAAAAUUUAUUUCAUAUUGAUUCAGUGGAGAUUGCAUAGGAAAUUCAAUUCAGUACUCUUAGGGGAACAGCUAUGUCUUGUUGAGUUUUAAACAUACAUCUGAAUACCCGGUAAGGAUGCAGACAGUGGGACACACACAAAUCCAGUACACCCUAUUUAAUUUUGUUUAUAUGUUUAUGUGUAUAUUGUAAAACCUAGUUUUUGUCUCAUUAUGUUUAAUAGUGCUGUUAUAUUAUUAAGUUCUUAAUGUAUUGUUCAUUGUUGAUAAAAUAUAUAUAUAAACUUAAAUUUUAUUUAUGAGCUAAAAAUUUGCUUAUUAGUAAAUAGCAUUUGAAAUAAUUCUCUUUACUGAUUUCAUAUUUGUUAUAUACUUGUACAUGUUAUAAUUCAUUUUUGUAUUUAUAAAAUUUUCUUUUUACUGUUUGUAUUUAAUUUCAAAAGAUGGUUCAUAACAUAGAUAAAAGCUCUACUAAUUAAUCUGAAGCUAAUUUCAAAAAUGUAGUUUUUUUUUUUAAUUGCAAGAAAGCUGAAAGAAAUUAAUAAAAAAAAAUCAUUAACCUUUGUAAGUACUAAUUUUAAAGUAGCUAAAACCAAGCAUGAUGUUUGUUGAUUUAUUUCAAGAAAGUCACUGUCCAUGUUAAAGAAUCAUUGCUUUGCCAAGUUUUAUAUAAAAUCAUUUACAUAUGAUCAUAUUUCUAUAUGUUUUUUGUAUCUACUCGAAAUCAAACAAUGCAAUUGUUAAUAUUUGAAAUCCUUUGUUUGUCUUUUAUAUGAAGGAAUAGAUUUAUGCGAACAAACUAGUCUUAGAGGUCUGAAAAUUUCAUUAAAUAAUACAAUAUUUGGUAAAACAUGAAAACUUUGUUAGUUUUUCAUAGAUGCAGAAAUCAUCAAAGUCAUAAAUUGUUAUUACUUUCUUAUUGAUUUAGGAAAACAUAUAUCUCUAUGUAAGUAAAUAAGUUGCUGUUAUAUAUUGUUAAAACAAUAGUUGACAGGCUGCUUCAUUGCUACUGACUUAUAACAGAGUAUCCAAGUUGUAUGUACUUUAUUGUUAUUUACAGAUUAUCAGGAGACAAUUUCACAAAAAUACUUACGACUAAGAUUUAUAAGUCAUGAACAACUCAGUAUACUUACAAUCAAUCUUAGUCCUAAGUUUUUUGUAAAAUCGUCACCAGAUAUUAGCCUUGAGAACCUGUGUCUAUGUAACUGUCAUGUGAUUAUACAGUAUAAUGAAUCAUACCGGUAUUUCUCUGAUAACAAUUUGUCUAAUUAGUGUUUUCUACAUGAAAGAAAGAUGGCCUUUACCAUAUAGUUAUCACUCCCCAUCAUUAGUUUAUUGUUUUCACAUUUUUAGGAUAUGGUUAAAGAUAUUGAAAUUAUUUUUAGUGUUUAGUUAUGUAAUAAGGAUAAUUUGUCACAAACAGACAAAAGUAGGAAUAAAGAUCAACCUUUACCCCAAAGUGAAUGUUAUCCACCAGGUUUUUUUUCUGUGUGGAUUAUUUUUAUUGUUUCAACUCUUUCCACUCUUUCUUUUUUUUUUUUUUAUAAAUAUUAUUGAGAUUUGUUCUGGUUUAAGCCUGUGAUAUAAACUCAGUCACUGCUCUGGAGCAGAAAGGGAAGAAAAAAAUCAUUUGAUCAACUUUCAGUGCACACCUUCACUUCACAUUUUUAAUUUAAAUACACAAUACAUGAUGGUAUUCCAAUUAAGUCUGUCAACCAAGUUCAACUAAUGUGUCCCAGGUUAGGUUUAACAUAUAUUUUUUUUAUGCUAUCCCACAAUGUAUUUCUUUAACAUAUUCUUGUAUAAAUACAAUCACACAGUUUCCCCUUCUUUCUCUUUUAAAAAAUCAACUAUUUAUUAAGAAUGUCUUGAUUUCAUAAAAGGUCACACUCUAUAUGCAUGUCAGAAUGAAUUUAUAUUCUAUUUUCACAUGGAACCACAAGUGAAAGCUAUUUUUAGGUAGUAUAUGACCCAUGUACACAAGUUGUGUUUGUUACAGCCAAGUAGAAAUUUAGAUCUCGUAUUGUGUUCCAAUUUAUUUCAAUGGUUUUAUAGCCCUUGAACUUUCUGGAUAGGUUCUGUACAUAUCCUUUUUAAAAGAUAAUAAUUGAGAUUAUUCGGCAGUGUGAUUUUUGAAGGAAUUGUUUACCUAGGACUUUAAAAUUUUCAUAAAUCUUGUAUUUUCUCACACUUUUAUUUUAAAUAGAUAAAGAGCAUAUUUAAAAAGAUAAGUUAUUUUUAUGUGUAGUUCUAUUACAAAAACCAAUGUUAAGUGUUAUUUUACGUAUGUCCAAUCCAGUUUUAUUUUUCAAAAUAGUGCCUAAAUAUAGACAUUUCCACAAAGUAAUUUAAUACAGUAUUAAAACAAAAACCUGUUGGUGGGGGGGACAUGUUGUGAUAACAGAGUGAUGGCUUAUUGGAAUAACACCAGCUUAUUUCAUGAUUGAAAACAAAUAUUGUGUGGUAUCUAAUAUUUAUGUAUAUGUUGUUUGUAUAACUAAACCUACAUGUUUUUAAAUGCAUGAACAUAAUAUAACUCUGUUGUUAAAAUACAAGUAUUAUGCAUGGUUAAUUUAGGCCUAAUUUAUAGUAUCAUUCCAUUCUUUAUCAUAUUGCUUAAUACAUCACAAUAGACGGCAAACUAUAAAGAAAACACAGUAAUAUAAUUGACAUUUAUUGUGAUAUUGGCUAUAUUUUAAUUAGUAUUGGACCAUAUUUAUUUUGACUGCUGCCGAGUCAGUGUUUAUGUAUGUUGAUGUCUACCAUGAGAUACUAAAUCUUAUCAAAUAAAUCUAUCAUUCAA
Mytilus trossulus (common blue mussel) is the source of this 7883-nucleotide messenger RNA. Its product is annotated as phosphatidylinositol 5-phosphate 4-kinase type-2 alpha-like. Gene Ontology annotation, biological process: phosphatidylinositol phosphate biosynthetic process. The transcript is spliced from 9 exons. Gene Ontology annotation, cellular component: plasma membrane. NCBI's taxonomy places the organism in Eukaryota, Metazoa, Mollusca, Bivalvia, Mytilida, Mytilidae. Gene Ontology annotation, molecular function: 1-phosphatidylinositol-5-phosphate 4-kinase activity; 1-phosphatidylinositol-4-phosphate 5-kinase activity. The record is from RefSeq and is a predicted model, not a curated record. Bases 187 to 1395 code for a protein of 402 amino acids.